CAAUUUGUGAGUCGUAUUGGACUUGUGGUUCAAGGAAGACCGUUUUUUUUGCGUGCUGUAUCAAAAGAACCCAGAAGUACUCAUUACAGUUUUAACUUGUUUUUCUUUCUUCAAAAUGUCGAGCACCUCUCAAAAGCAUAAAAAUUUCGUGGCGGAACCGAUGGGCCAGAAACCAGUGACGGAUCUCGCCGGUGUGGGUGACGUCCUCGGGCAGCGACUAAACGCUGCCGGAUAUGGCCAGGCUUCCGCCGUGCUGGGCCAAUUUUUGGUGAUGAAAAGGGACCCCGUGCCUUUCAACAAUUGGAUGAAGAAUACUACCGGGGCAAACUCGAAGCAAUCUGCCGAUUGUUAUCAAUGUUUGAAUAACUGGUGCGAGGAAUUUUUGUAAAAACCGGAAUAGCGCAGUGGUUGUGGGCAGACGGAUACCAGAGUGUAGUUAGUCCGGAUUUUAUGGAGAUUUCAAACGAAAUAAAAAUAUAACACAACUGA
Armigeres subalbatus is the source of this 489-nucleotide messenger RNA. RefSeq names its product barrier-to-autointegration factor-like. Bases 116 to 388 code for a protein of 90 amino acids. Gene Ontology annotation, molecular function: DNA binding. The transcript is spliced from 2 exons. The record is from RefSeq and is a predicted model, not a curated record. NCBI's taxonomy places the organism in Eukaryota, Metazoa, Arthropoda, Insecta, Diptera, Culicidae.